AUGUCGAUGUUCCGUACCGCGAAGGACGUGUGCUUCAGACAUCUCCGCUUCGUCGGACCAGGCCUCGUCGCCGCUGUAGCCUACAUUGACCCCGGAAACUGGGCGACCGAUCUCCAAGCGGGCGCGAACUACGGGUACAAAUUGCUCUUUGUCGUCUUGCUCGCAGGUCUCGCUGCUGUCGUCCUCCAAACUCUAGCGGUCAGGAUAGGAACCAUCACUGCCACUUCGCUCCCUUAUCAAACCCGCCAGCUCUUCCUCCGGCUCGAAGCCAAGUACCCAAAGUACCGCGUACCCCUUCAUUGUUGCCUAUGGGCCUUAUACAUCCUCGCUGAGAUUGCGAUCAUCGGGACGGACCUCGCCGAGUUAAUUGGCAGUGCGGUCGCUCUCAGUUUACUGUUCCCAGCUCUUCCACUAUGGGGCGGGGUCCUAAUCACCGCCGCCGACGUCCUCAUCGUCCUCAUCUUCUUCAACUCGAACGAUGGCCGAAAAGGAAUGCUCUUCUUUGAGAUCCUGAUCGUCACGCUGGUACUGGCGGUCUUUGUGUCAUUCGCGAUCCUCCUGCAUCUCAUAAAGCCAGAAUGGAAAGAGACUCUCGUUGCUCCUGGAGCCACCUACACCUCUAUCGGGAUUAUCGGAGCGACCGUCAUGCCCCACGCGCUAUUCCUCGGCUCAAGUCUCGCCAGUGUCGAUCGACUUGAUAUGGUCCCUCGGUCGCCCAAAGCCCCAUCCGCUAACCGACGACGAUCGCGCGCUCGUAUCUCCUCCUUCCUUCGCUUUGGCAGAAAUGAGAAGGUGUCCGAACAGGAUCCAGAGGGCGAGUACGAGAUGGACCCGGUCGAUAUCCACCGCGUUCACACCCUCACUGGGCUGAACGAAGAGGCGGUCCGACCGCCCGUUACCGGUUCAUCUGCGGGUAUGGUCGAAAGGGCGACCGAGGACGGAAGGCGGGACGACUUUAUGCGCGCGAUGAAGCGGUAUGAGGCCAAGCUGGGGGCAUUCAACCGGAUCAGAUGGGUCGAUUUGCAUCUCAAACACGCUACUGUCGAUACAAUCCUCUCCCUCCUUGGUUUCGCACUCACCAUCAACGCCGCGAUCCUCACUCUGGCCGGAGCGGCGUUCUACUACUCUGACAACGGAGCCGACGCGGACGAUGCAACCCUUCAAGGCGCACACGAUCUGCUUUCCAACUAUGUCGGGCAGGGCGCAGGCCUGAUUUUCGCGCUGGCAUUGCUAUGUGCCGGUCAGAGCGCGAGUAUCACGGCGACGCUGGCGGGUCAGGUUGUUUCUGAGGGGUUUAUCAAUUGGCGCACAUCACCAUUCUGGAGACGGCUCAUCACUCGCCUGAUCGGUGUCAUCCCAGCUGCCGCUGUGGCUGCCGCCGUCGGACCCGCUGGGCUCAACACCAUGCUCGUCGCCAGUCAGGUCCUGCUCAGUAUCGUACUCCCGACGGUCAUCUUCCCGCUUGUAUACCUCUGCAGCAGGGAGGAUUUGAUGACGGUUCACGGACCGGAAAUCGCUCCUGCCUCUGCUCAGCCAUCGGCACCGACCCCGGCACCGGCGGUCAGCCCGAGUGUCGAGGUUCCGGCAUUGACGACACCGGUCGAGUCAGCAGCAGCAGUGGGCGGGACGGAACGGCCAACGAAGAGCUUCAAGACCCCUCGGUGGCAGACGUGGACGGGGUAUGCGCUGUUCGGGGUGAUUGUCCUGGCGAACUGUUAUGUGAUUGUCGAGCUGGGGUUGGGGAAUGCUGGGGGAUAG
Molecule: messenger RNA, 1758 nt
Organism: Dioszegia hungarica
Lineage: Eukaryota; Fungi; Basidiomycota; Tremellomycetes; Tremellales; Bulleribasidiaceae
Product: putative divalent metal ion transporter
Exons: 8
Coding region: 1-1758 (585 amino acids)
Biological process (GO): intracellular manganese ion homeostasis; iron ion transport
Cellular component (GO): membrane
Molecular function (GO): cadmium ion transmembrane transporter activity; manganese ion transmembrane transporter activity
Source: RefSeq, a predicted model, not a curated record